Onthophagus taurus is the source of this 2224-nucleotide messenger RNA. Its product is annotated as transketolase-like protein 2. The record is from RefSeq and is a predicted model, not a curated record. NCBI's taxonomy places the organism in Eukaryota, Metazoa, Arthropoda, Insecta, Coleoptera, Scarabaeidae. Gene Ontology annotation, molecular function: thiamine pyrophosphate binding; transketolase activity.
AAACUAGAUCAAAUUUUGCGUUAGCCCAUGAAGUAUCGACUUUCCACGUUAUUACAAUUUACAAUUAAACGAACAUUCCUCAAUAUGGCCUAUCAUAAACCAGAAGCUAAAGUGGUCCAAGAACUAAAAGACAUCGCGAAUAAACUUCGAAUUCAGUCGAUCAUUGGUACGCAGGCUUCGAAAUCAGGUGUCCUUCAGUAGACAUUACGCUUUCAACUGUUGAAAAUGCCGGUUCAAGCUAGUUAUGAUUCCCCUGCGUUGCAGGAUAUCGCGAACAAGCUAAGAAUUCACUGUAUCGAGAGUACGAGUGCUUGUAAAUCUGGACACCCAACAUCAUGUUCAUCGAUAGCGGAAAUCAUCUCGGUUCUUUUCUUCAAUACAAUGCGUUACAAGCUCUCAGCUCCAAAAGAUCCAUCAAGCGAUAGAUUUGUCCUUUCGAAAGGUCAUGCAGCGCCGAUUUUAUAUGCAGCUUGGGCCGAAGCCGGGUUAUUUCCAGUGGAUGAAUUAAAAAAUUUGAGGAAACUUAACUCUGACCUUGAGGGUCAUCCAACUCCGAGAUUGAAUUUUAUUGAUGUAGGAACUGGGUCGUUAGGACAAGGAUUGGCGGUGGCCGCUGGAAUGGCUUAUGUUGGUAAAAACUACGAUAAAGCUAACUACAGGGUGUAUUGUUUGGUUGGAGAUGGCGAGGCUGCCGAAGGUUCGAUUUGGGAAUCGAUUCAUUUCGCGAGUCACUACAAUUUGGAUAAUCUUUGUUUGAUUAUUGAUGUUAACCGUUUGGGUCAAUCCGAAGAGACAUCAUUGGGUCAUAACAUGAAUACUUACAGUAAACGUUUGGAAGCGUUUGGUUUCAAUGCAAUUGUCGUGGAUGGACACGAUGUAGAUGAGCUUGUUAAAGCUUUCCACGUUGCUGCUACAACAAAAGAUAAACCAACUGCUAUUCUUGCAAAAACUUUUAAAGGAAAGAAUUUCCCCAACGUUGAAAAUCUUGAUAAUUGGCACGGAAAGCCAUUGGGUGAUCAAGCAGAACGAAUUAUUCAACAUUUAAAAACAUUAGUAAAAAAUCAAGGACCCACUAAAAUUCAUCAUCAAGAGCCAUUGAAAGAUGAUGCUCCAAUUGUUGAUAUCAGCAACAUUAAAUUAUCUUCCCCUCCUAAUUAUGAAUUGGGACAAUCAAUCGCUACAAGGAAUGCUUAUGGAACAGCAUUGGUAAAACUCGCACAAAGUAAUCCAAGAGUUAUCGCUUUGGAUGGUGACAUGAAAAACUCAACUUUUUCUGAGAAAUUAAAGAAAUUUGAUGCAUCAAGAUUCAUCGAAUGUUUUAUUGCCGAACAAAAUUUAGUUGGAGUCGCAAUAGGAGCUACUUGUCGCGACAGAACUGUAGCUUUCGUCUCCACCUUUGCUACAUUCCUAACUCGAGCUUUCGAUCAAAUUCGAAUGGGUGCUAUUUCGCAAAGUAACGUCAAUUUUGUUGGUUCUCAUUGCGGUGUUAGCAUUGGAGAAGACGGCCCCAGUCAAAUGGGGUUAGAAGAUUUAGCUAUGUUCCGAUCAAUUCCUGGAAGCACUGUUUUUUAUCCAGGUGAUGCAGUCGCUUGCGAAAGAGCCGUCGAAUUAGCUGCUAACACCAAAGGAAUCACUUUUAUUCGUACCAAUAGACCGAAUACGCCGAUUAUUUAUCAAAAUAAUGAAAUAUUCCAGAUUGGAAAAUCACACGUUGUUAAAUCAACACCCAACGAUCAACUUUUAAUAAUUGGAGGUGGAGUAACUUUAAUUGAAGCUUUAACAGCCGCUGAAGAACUUGCUAAAGUAAACGUUUUCGCUCGCGUUUUGGAUCCCUUCACCAUUAAACCCAUCGAUAAAGAGGGAAUCAUUAAAAACGCUUUAGAAGUUGGAGGUAGAAUCCUAACGGUUGAAGAUCAUUAUCCCGAAGGCGGCUUAGGAGAAGCCGUACUUUCAGCUGUCGCCGAACAACGCAACAUCGUCGUUAAAAAACUUGCCGUUCCUAGAGUUCCUAGAUCUGGACCACCCACUGCUCUCUUAGAUUAUUACGGAAUUUCAUCCAAACAUAUUGUCACAGCUGCCAACGAAUUAUUGAAACUUUAAUUUUUUAUAUUUUUUGCAUAAAAAUUUGCAUUUUAUUUUGAUUUUUUAUUAUACACAAUGUUAUUAAGAUGUGUUUACUUGAAUAAAUGUUGAUUCAAUCAAUAAAACAACUUUAAAAGUAUAA